AUGACUUUCAGAGUACCGGUAUUGUUGUACGUUUCGAACACACAACAAUACCGGUACUCUGAAAUUAAUAACUGGGUGUCCGAAAAGACUAGGAGUAAAAUAACGGAGCUAAUAACAGCAGACGAUGUCAAUAAGGACAUCGUAAUAUUACUACUGAAUGCAAUUUACUUCGGUGGAAUUUGGAAGACACAAUUUGAUGAUACAGUGACUCGUAAUGAAGCAUUUCAUAUUUCGGAAUGCGAAACGAAAAAUGUAUUGAUGAUGAGAUUAAGAGCAAAUUUCCCGUAUUAUGAAGAUGAUUCUGUGCAAGUUGUCAAAUUGCCUUAUGUUGGUGAUGAAGUAGAAAUGGUUCUCAUUUUGCCAAAACUAUGCUUUGACAUAGCCAAUAUUCUAAAAAACUUGACGGGCGAACAUCUACUCUCACAUCUAAAACUACCGAAGUUCCUUUUGGAAGCAAAGUUUAGCGAUGCUUUCAGUGAAAGAGCCAAUUUCAGAGAGCUUACUGAUGACGCAGUUUCUAUUGGCGGUAUUAUGUAUAGAGACUUCAUUGAAAAAAUGAUAGAUUUAGUGAUUUACUUGCAAGGAAAUGGAAAAGGGAGCGAAUCAUCGACUGUCACUGUAAUUGAGUUAAAGGAGCGCAUGGUUCCAAUGUAUGAAUUCGUCGCUAAAUUAGCCAUUCAUUUUUGGAGUCGUUAA
Molecule: messenger RNA, 696 nt
Organism: Loa loa (African eye worm)
Lineage: Eukaryota; Metazoa; Nematoda; Chromadorea; Rhabditida; Onchocercidae
Product: serpin
Exons: 5
Coding region: 1-696 (231 amino acids)
Molecular function (GO): serine-type endopeptidase inhibitor activity
Source: RefSeq, a predicted model, not a curated record